UAUCACCUUCCUCGUAGGGCCGGGACCGAGCCCUGAGAAUCGUCUGGCCGCCCAAUUCUGUCCAUCGUCAUCUCGCUGAGAAAUCUCACCGCCUGUCCAUCUCGAAGUUAUUAAAGUCUGCAACGAAAAUGCCACGGACUUUAUCUAAAGGACCGCCGCAUUUGGCGAUAAGGGGACAGAUUGAGAGACGGCGGCCACCGUUUCUCAGAGGCGCCGCGAAAUCUACCGAGCCAGGAACGAAUGGAGCAAGAGCGGAAGCUGGAGGGUUGGAAACCGGGGGAGGAGAUCGGGGUAGCGAUGAAGAAUUACACCCUGACACGCUUAUACGACAAAAUUUCGAGCUACGUCAUCGCUUGGAGGAAGAAGCUGCGAGUUAUAAACGUCGGUUGAAUACUUACAGACAAGCGCAGCAGCAUCAGGCUGCUCUGGUUUCUCGUUUGCAGGCAAAAGUGUUGCAGUACAAGCAGAGAUGCUCGGAGCUGGAGAACCAGAUGGUCGAGUCGCUGCCUGUGGAAGUGUCAAGAGUGACAGUUUCGUCACCGAGCACUUCUGCGCUAGAAGCUGCCCAUCAGACACUGAGGGAGUUGCGGGAUGAACAGAUAACUGAUCUGGAGACGGCGAUUCGUAAACUCAAUGAGGAGAGACGACGCUCGGAUAAGCUUAUGGAGAUCAAUACGUCUUUGAAAAAUCAAUUAGAAGAGUCGCAUAGAACUAACGAGACAUUGACCAAUGAUUUGCAGAAAUUGAGUACCGACUGGGAUGUACUGAGAGAAGAGAUGGCCAUCAAGGAGGACGAGUGGAAAGAAGAGGAACUGGCAUUCAAUGAGUACUACACGUCAGAGCAUCAUCGUCUGCUGAACUUGUGGCGUGAUGUUGUCGCUCUUAAACGUCUUUUUUCAGACAUGAAAUCAUCCACGGAAAGAGACCUGACCAAGUUUCAAAAUAAAUUGUCAACUGCCACGAAUGACAUGACGUCGGCUUGCAGUGGCGUCAAACUUGCGCUACAAAUUCAGUCGAGUGCAUUGCAAUCUUCUGUUACUCAGCAGUAUCACGCCCAGGAGGCCUCGGAUUUGAAGACGGAACUUGAUAAUAUUAAACAGCAAUGGGAGAUUGCGCAGAAUGAAAUCAGAAUGAAGGAUGAUCGCAUCAACCAACUGAUCAGGGAGAUACACAGCAUUGAAGAGAGAUGCGGCAAAGCUGAGGCUGGUAUUGGACAGGCUGCUAAAAUUCAAGAGGAUGUUGAAAUAUUAGAAGCUGCUCUGCGUGAUAUUGCUCACGCUGUGAUUCAAGACGCUGAAACUCGUGAUAUUGAAAGUAUCCAGGCACCUCCGCAUGUUCAUUUGUCCCCAAGUAGCGUCGUCAUGUCUCAGCGAUCGCCUAAACGCGGCACGCGAAGCAAUACCAUUCCCGCGUUUGCCGAGAGCACGAUAAGUGCCGUGCAAGCGGCGCUGCACAAAUAUCAGCUAACUAUUCAUGAGCUUCAAGUUAAAUUACAAACGAAUGCUGAGCAAUUAACACUGACGCGGAAACAAUGUGACUCGGCUGAAGAAAAUGUCCAAUUGCUGGAAGAACGGACGUCUGAAUUGAUAAUACAACUUGAUACCACGCGCGCUCAGUGCACGCAGUUGCUACAGGAGCGCGAUAUGCUGCAGAAAAGUUUGGAUACUGUUAGAAUUGAAAAGAUUUCAUUGGAUAAAAACAAAGUUGAGCUCAAUCAUACUAUCGAGGAUCUUAAUAGCGAUUAUGAGAAGCUGCAGAAAGUCAACAGUAAAUUACAGAAAGUAUGCGACAGUUUGGAAGAUGACAAGAUUUAUUUGCAGAGUGAGCUGGACAGAAUCAAUAAAGAGUUUGAGCUGAGAGAAAUGAGCUUCAGGUCUGAAGAAGAACGAUGCAGUCGCAUGCGCGAAGAAUUAUUGACAGUACGCGAGGAAUUGAGUAAAAUUUAUUUGGCCAAAGAUAUGCUGGAGCAGCAGAAACUUGAGUCUGAUAAUUUGAUAACGCAGAUUGAAAAAAGCAAAGGGGAUUUGGAGUUGGAGUUAGAGCGGAUUCUGUUGGAAAAAUCUGAUAUUCAAGAUGAGCUGAUAAAGUCAGAGGCUAUUUGUAAUAAUCAUGAGAAAGACAAACAACGACUUGCUGAGGAGUUGAAGCGGAUGGACGAGGAGAAGAAUAAAUUAGCAAGUCAAUGCUGCGAUCAAUCAGGCGAUUUAAGUUCUUUGAGAAAAGAAUUAUUGCAGGCUGAGCAAGCGCGCUUGGACUCAGAGGCUGAUAAGGUAACGUUGAAUGAGAAAAUAAAAUUUUUGGAAAUCGAAAAGGAGAAGGUGGAGAUUGAGCUGGGGCAGGUGAUGCGCGAGCGCAGUGAUUUGAGUAACCAGUUGUCCAUACUCGCGCGGAAGAAGGAGUCUUUGAAUGAGGAGCUGAUGAGAACUAAGCAGCGACUGGAACAGUCGAAUGAAAUGAAUGCGAGGAUAAAUAGAAAUUUGGAGGAGCUGGUCAAGGAUAAUGAAGAGAAGCAGGUUGUGCUGGAGACAAAUGAAAAAGAAUUUCAGCGAAUGCAGGAAUUAUUGGCCUCGGUGAGAAGUGAGAAAGAAACUUUGGAAGGAGUAUUGUUUGACACCCAGACAAAUCUUGAGGCGACGCAUUUGAAGAAGGUGCAGUUGGAAAAAGAGCAGCAGGAGCUGUUGAUAAAGCAGGAAGCCUUGAAAGGACAAAUUGCGAGAUUGACUAAAGACCUGGAGAAUAGUGAGAAACGCGCGCAAGAUAUCAAACAAAAUCUUACUCAGCAGCGAGGCAAUCAGGAGGCUGAAUUCCAACAAAUUAUUGCCAACAUGAAGAAACAAAAUGAAGAUACGUGUAAAAAAUUGAAUGAGGAAAAAGAGCAAAUACGUGUGUCACUUGAAAAGCGAUUACAGCAGACGGUGAGUUCGCUGGAGGGUCAAAAAGACGAUGAAGUCAAUCAGAUGCUAAGUAGAAUUGAAGAGUUACAGCAGCAUAUCGAUAAUUUGUGCCAGCAGCACGAGGAAGCUCUGCUGCGUGCUGAAAAUGACAAGCAACAGGCCCUACUUAUUGCUCAUCACGAUCAGCAGGCGUUGAUGGAGAAGCUUGAAAAUAUUUUCCGUGAACUGGAGAGUGAAAAGGGGACUUUGGAUCGGCUGAGAAGAGAAGCCAAUGCACGUGCAGAACAGGAUCGUACGAACAUCAACCAGUUGCGUGAUGAAUUGAGUCGUAUGAAGACGAAGCUCGAGGAAACUAAAUUGCAAGAUGACGAGGAAAAGAUUAGACUGGAGUUGAAGAUUGAAGAUUCGUUGAAAGAACGGGAGACUGCUCAAAAAGAAUGCGAAGAACUAAGGGUCCAGCUUCAAGUUGCUGAAGAUAAAGUUGAUAGCCUGCAGAAUCAGUUACAGGAGACUACGAGGAAGCUAAAAGACGCGGAAAAUAGUAUUGAGUCAUUGAGAAAAGAGCUGGUGGAUGUACGAAGACAGUUGGCCGAUUCGAACUACGCUAUGGAUAAAUAUAAUAAUACGAAUAAAGAAUUGCGUGAACAUGUUAAACGUAUUGAAGGCGAAAAGAGAGAGCAGUCACGAGCGCUAGAAGAAGCUUAUCAGAAAAUAGCGACCAUGGAGGAUGCACGAACAGCCAUGGAAGCUGAAAAGUCCCGGCUUCAAGGACAAAUAAGAGACAUGGAGCAUGAGAUAAUCCAAACUCAACAGCAGCUUCGGUUCACUGAAGGUGAAUUGCAAAAGAGUCAGUCUGCUAAUUCUCAAGCACAGAAUGAAGAACGCGAGUUGCAAGGCCGGCUGGCGAAUGAAAUAGAAGAGAGAGAACGUCUUCAGUUGCAGUUACAUCAGCUGAAGAAACAGGUUGUGGAUCUUGACAAUAGUCUUGAAGUAACUAGACAGGACAUGACCAAAAUGAGAUCACGGGCCGAUGAAGAAGACGAGAGAUGGCGUGCGAGAGAACAGGAACUUCUUGUUAGGCUGGAAGACAGUCGAUGCAGAGAAAGAAAACUUGAAGACCAGAAACACAAUCUCGAGGUAUGUCUGGCUGAUGCGUCUCAGCAGCUCCAGGAGCUCAAAGCUCGCUUUGGUGGUUCCGAAGGACGAGUUAGGGCUUUGGACAGUCAACUGGCACAGUUGGAGGCUGCUAAAAAGGAAGUCGAACAGAAAUUGAGUAGCGUUGGUUCAACUCUGCGGCGAAUUGCUGGUAUUCAACUGGAUGGUACUGUCAAUAUGCCGUUCAAACUCAUGAGUCCAUCGAGAAGGUGGAGUCCGGCGCGUGUUUCUCAUCAGGACCAUGACGUCAGUCGGGAUGUGAUUCUUGAUGUCGACCCGGAGGCCGUGAGAAAAGGCGUUCGUUCGUUGAUGCAGCAGGUGGCGCAGAUUGAACGUGAGAGGGAUGAUUGCAAGAACGAGCUGAGUAAUGUUAAAAAACAAUUGGCUGAAGCUCAAGAGUGUCAAACCAAAUCAGACUCCAAGGUAAAUAAUCUCAGUAUUACUUUAAGGAACAUCCAAGACGAAAAAGCGUCGCUGGAGGCACAGCUGUCACAGAAACAGACCUCUUAUCAGAGUUUGCAUGAGGCGUUGCAUCAAAAGACUCAAGAAAAUGAAUAUUUGCGUGAAAAAGUGACGGCCUUAGAGCUGACUGUUAGCAGCGAGUCUGAGGAAAAAGGACAGUAUGAAGAAAAACUAGAGAAAAUGAAACAAGCAUUCAGCAGAUGUGACAAUGAGAAACGUAGCUUGCAAGAAGACUUAGGAAGGUCUGAAGCCAGGUCAACAAAAUUAGAACUGCAGCGAAUGUCGCUCGAGGGUGACUUGCAGCGGCUUCAAAUGGUUUUGCAGGAAAAAGACGGGAACCUUCAAAAACUCCAAGACCGCUUUGACGCCCAGGUAAAAACAUCAACUGGCUUGGAAGAACGAUGUGCGUCAUUGAAGUCCACUAUAGAGCAGUUGAACGUCUGCUUGGAACGUGCGUCUGCCACUGAGAGCGAACUGAAGAGCGAAAUAAAUUCAAUGCGACGUACAAUUAUGGAAAACAAUGCACAGAUCCAAAGUAUCAAUGACCGGGUUAAGCAGCUACAGAAACAACUGGCCAAUGCUGAUAAUGAACGGCGAGUUGUCUCAGAAAGACUGGAUGCUGCUCAACAAUCAGUUAUGGAGUUGAAACACGCGAAUCAAACUCUGAUGGAUCAGAACUCGCGGUUACAAAAUGAUUUGGCGAAUAAUGAAGUCCAGCGUUCUGGUCUCGAGUCACAACUGAGACUUGCCACUUGGCCGCAAGAGAGUCCCUCGAAUAAAGACGACGAAGUGGUAAGACAGCUCCAUGCUGUUCAAAGAGAUCGCAGUGAAAUGCGCGGGAAACUGGACGCACUCAAUGACAAAGUGAGACUCUUGGAAAUCGACAAGCGCAAUCUCGAAAGACAAUUAGCUUCCGCUAGAGCCAGCGGUGGACGCAGUAAAAGUUAUGAACGUCCUGAGAAAGCUCACAUUGAGCUGAUGGGAUCAAAUGUUAGCGUUGAUCUACUGGAGCAAGAGAAUCGUGAUCUGCGUCUGAAAAUACGCAGACUGGAGACUCUGCUUGCUGAGAAAGAAGCGGAAGUUCUUAGAUGCAAAACAAUGCACAGUCAUUCACAUUCGGCUAGAGAAUCGAGUCGCGAUCGAAUGGCAGAAAUCGAGAGAUUGAGAGCUGCUCAACUGCAGGCUGAAAAAUUAUUGGAAGCGCGAGAGCAGAGUCAUCGACAGCAGGUUUUGCGGCUCGAAAAUCAGAUCCAGUUGUUGCGAGAACAAUUGAGCCAGGAAAUAAAACGUCGUCAGCUCUAUGUACUGCGCAGCACACGUGCUGGCAGAGAAAUGCAGCAUCUACGCCAAGCACUGGGUGAUUCUUUGAAGACUGUGGCACAAGAUCCGUCUCUAGAUGCUGUUCUGUUGGAACACGAAGCCAGAAAAUUAGACAGCACGGUAACGAGUACCACAAGUUUACCGCCUUCGUUGGCGCUUCCUGCUCCCUCGUACGAUAGAUAUUCUCCGAUUCCAUCACCGUUGAAGUAAAGUUCAUUUUAUUUAUUCAAUUCUAAAGCUAACUUGAUACAAUGACAGCAUGUGUUCAAUAUUUAUGUGUUCCCUAUCAAAAAAAUCCACCUGGGAAUCCAGCUUAGAUUCCCAUCACGUGUUUUCCCAUGGGAUCCAAACCAUCCAAAAAUCCAUAAGUGGACAUACAUAAUUUACCAUACAUACAAAAUUUUUACAUAGAAAUCCAGGUUCCUAACUGGUUUUCAUAUGGAUUUCUAAGAUAGGAAUUCCGAUAUUCAAGUUCCUGUAUGUCUUUUUGUAUGGUUUGGUACCCAUACUUUUUUCUACAUGAGUUCCUAUAUAAAUCCGUACUUUCUUAUAUUGAUACCCAUGAAUCCUUUUUUUUUUUUUUUCCUUUGAUGGCUAACGGCCCUUCAGUGCCAUGUGCCAGUACCCAUGAAUCCUUAUGUGAAUCCGUAGUUUCCUGUAUGGAUUCCUAUGGAUUCUUAUGUAAUCUUACAUGGAUUUUUUUGAUACGGUUUCUACUUUGAUAAAUUAUAUUUAUUAACACUUUUGGUAAUUUUUUACACGGCAAGUGCCUUCAAAAAAAGUUUUUACUAUUUAUAAAUGAAAUUAUUGAUGAGGUUGAUAAACAUGUGUGUCGUACAAAUAGCCAUAUAUUGCGGUAAUGAUAAAACAAAAAUAUAUAUCAUUCCAUAGUCUAAUUUUAGUCUUGCCAGUGGUACUUAAAAAAUUUUUAAUAGAGUAAUUUUACAGCGUGAUACUUAAGUAUAUUUAUAACUUAUUUAUUAAUGUAGAUAUAGAGAUUUAAACUCUUUUUAAUUACUUUAUUUUCGAAGGAAUCAUCACCUCAUUGCAUUUCGACAUCCGUCCAUAUCAUUUUUAUAGUACAAAUUUUUUUAUUUAUUUAUAUUUUUUAUUUUUUAGCCUUUUAAGAAAAUCUAUUAUUAAUUAAAUUAUUAUUAAAUAAUCCGUGUUACGUUUUGCGUAAUGAAGAAAAAAAAAUAUCUUUGAGUACUUAACGUAUGAUAUUUAAUGAGGAAGGUGUUAAUUGCUACGUUUGGUCUUGCAGUGAGACUAAAAUAUUAAAAUGUAGCAAAAGUAUUGUAGAGUAUCAGCUUCCGAGAUUAGUCAAGGAUCGAAUGAUCGAUCAAUCAUGAAAGAGUGGAGUUUAAAAAAAAUUACUGGAAGAAGCUUUUUAAAGUAUGUAGGUAUCAAGGAUUGUGUCGGUUCUCUAGUACAGAGAACAUUUGACAUCCAGUCCGAAUCACGAUAGACUUUCUCAAGUCACAAUAGGCCUGCGGAUUAUUAAUUACUUGUAUAUUUUCAAAUACUUGGUAUUAUUAGUUGUAAUUAUUAUUUUAUUUGAACCAAUUGAAUGCCCUAUUGCCAUUUUUUAUUUUACAUUUUUUUUAAAUUUAAAAAAAUAUGUAAAUGCCAUGUUGAUUAUAUUUAUUAAUGUUAAGGUUUUAAAUUAUUUCGACGUGCAAAAUAUCAUGAAUUAUGUUUUAAAAUAUAUAUAUAUAUUUCAGUUUGUAAAAUCAAACAAAAAGUAGAGGAAUUAAAU
Molecule: messenger RNA, 7590 nt
Organism: Microplitis mediator
Lineage: Eukaryota; Metazoa; Arthropoda; Insecta; Hymenoptera; Braconidae
Gene: Root
Product: rootletin
Exons: 3
Coding region: 129-6041 (1970 amino acids)
Source: RefSeq, a predicted model, not a curated record